CUGGGGACCGCGAGGGCUCGAGUCCUCCCACACCACUGCCGGGCUGCAGGUCCCGGGCUUUCCCCGCGCGGCUGCCGGCUCCGCUCAGAGAAACCGUCUCGGGUCCAGCGCCCACGUCCUCCGCGACCUCCUGACGCCACCUCAGGGCCUCAAGAGGACCGGGCUCCCGGGGCACCGCCAGCCACUAGGCGGAGGAACACCGGCAGUGGCGAGUGAUGGGGAUGCCAAGGACCGAGGCGCUACGGGCAGCCACUCACCGGCGAGCCGACGCCCAGACCAGCCCCUUUCGCCUCGCCCCGCCCCGCGCGCUCCGCCCCGCCUUCCUCGUCCUGGGCCCCCGACGCCCCGCCCCUCUCCGUGCGCCAGUGGCCACCUCGCCCUGCACCACCCGGUGGGCUCCUCGCAUUGGCCGAGUUCCCCCGGCCACUCCUCCUCCCAGACUGAGGCCGCUUAUUGGACGCGGCGGCCAUGGCCAAUCGGAGCCGCUCUUGCUGCGACGCGGUGGCCGGAAGCGGAGCGAGGUCGGAGCUGGGUCGGUGCUUGGUCUGUGCCAAAGCCGUUGCGGGGCCGCGUGGAGCGCGUGAGGCUCUCCGGUCCAGGGCGCGGCAUGGGCGUCCUGGCCGCAGCGGCGCGCUGCCUGGUCCGGGGUGCGGACCGGAUGAGCAAGUGGACGAGCAAGCGGGGCCCGCGGAGCUUCAGGGGCCGCAAGGGCCGGGGCGCCAAGUACACCGGCUUUCUCACCGCCGGCUGGAGGUUCGUGCAGAUCAAGGAGAUGGUCCCGGAGUUCGUCGUCCCGGAUCUGACCGGCUUCAAGCUCAAGCCCUACGUGAACUACCGCGCGCCUGCAGGCGAGGAGACGCCCCUGACGGCCGCGCAGCUCUUCAGCGAAGCCGUGGCGCCUGCCAUCGAAAAGGACUUCAAAGACGGUACCUUUGACCCUGACAACCUUGAAAAGUACGGCUUCGAGCCUACACAGGAGGGCAAGCUUUUCCAGCUUUACCCUAGGAACUUCCUGCGCUAGCCGGGGGGUGGGGGCUGCGAGCUGGAGGCAUUCCCGGGGAGGGGCGGCCUGCCCUCAUCUCAUUUCUAUUAAAGGCCUUUGCCAGCUCUGCGGUGUUUGUUUUUUGACCUCAGGUCAUGGCAAAGUGUGCAACAGGACAGAUUUCAGUGCAGAGACCUAGGCAGUGUUCUCAUGCAGACUCUGCGCAGUGUGAACCUCUUUGGAAAUCAUCUUCCCAGCCAGAAGGUUCUGGGAACCUGCCAAGGGCAAGACCACAUUACUCAGCUUGCAGGAGAAAGAAUUUACAAGGCAGAUUGUGCCGGAUGACAACCCUGGUGUCAGUUCACCCAGGGAACAAAGAUCUAGAGAUGGGGUCUCACUGUGCUGCCCAGACUGGUCUUGAAUUCAUGGGGUUAAGUGAUCCACCGCCUCCGCCUCCCACAAUUCUGGGAUUACAGGUGUGAGCCACUGCGCGCGGCCUAGGAAGAUUUGUCACAAUAUUACAUUAGCAAGUUGUGUUGUAUCAUCAGAAAAUAAGAAAUAAAGGGAUAAAAGUGCCUGCA
Messenger RNA from Callithrix jacchus (white-tufted-ear marmoset), 1563 nucleotides. It is a transcript of the gene MRPL41, whose product is annotated as mitochondrial ribosomal protein L41. The record is from RefSeq and is a predicted model, not a curated record. Gene Ontology annotation, cellular component: mitochondrial large ribosomal subunit. Gene Ontology annotation, biological process: translation. Lineage: Eukaryota; Metazoa; Chordata; Mammalia; Primates; Cebidae. Gene Ontology annotation, molecular function: structural constituent of ribosome.